GCAUCAUCCUUAUCAAUGCGUCACGCCCGCCAGCCUUUCGCUCGCUGCCAGGGCUUGAAUAAAGGCGAUAUGAAUUUUCAAAUUCUGCAAUAACGCGAGUAGAAAUCAUGGCGAAAGUCGACUUCGAAGACUUGUCUGGAACUUCCACCCCGAUAACUUCAAAUCCUUACGAUGGUCUGAUCAAUGCUUGUCACGGUGAUCCUAAACUGAUACAGGAACGUUAUACAACGCAUCGCUUGACUAGAAACACUCAACAACGGGAGAAGAUACUUGGCCAAGAUUUCAAAGGCUGGCUUCUCGAUGAGUACCUUGUGAAACUGGAAGGACCACAAAGAGACGAGUCUUUCGUCGACCCUCGUCAUUGCCUCGUUUUCUGGGGAAGACCACCUCAGAAGGUGAAAAACCUGAUCGAUGUGAUUCAAUCCAAGCUCAAGGAUGCUGCUCCAGAUCUUUGGCUCAUGCCUCUCGAGAAAUUGCACUUGACCGUCAUGGAAGUUGCUCAUUCGAAAACGCAAGACGGUAUCGCAGCUCUGGUGGACGCGCUGAAAGCUCACAGCACAGAGAUCGCUGAUCAUACCAUGACCCAUCGAGCGAGGCUGAUAAAGCCUUUGUUGAGUUAUGAUUCAGCUGCACUCGCGCUCAGCUUUGUCCCCGCUGCUGGGGAGUCGGCGUCUCAUGGCCGAACAGCGGAAGACGACAGAUACACAUAUCAUCACCUCCGGCGAGAUGCAUAUGCUGCCCUUACGGAUGCUGGAGUCCAAGUCGGUUCCAGAUAUGUCGUCCCAUCGGCCCAUCUCACCAUUGCGAGGUUUAACACGCCGAAUGUGUUUGGUGGAGAUCCGCUGGACGGCAACGUUACUCUGGAUAUAAAGAAGCGUAAGCAUUGGAUCAACGAGAUAGAGUUGAUCAACAAAUGGCUCGAAGCAGAAUUUUGGCCAGAAGAACAAGGGGACCUGAUCAAAGCUGGAGGAGAAUGGAUUGUGGGUGAGGAAAAAGGGCUCGACUUCCGCCAUGGGACUUUGUGGUAUGGCGGAGGUGAAACGAUUUACUUGGGAGAAGGCUUUAACCACUCUGACGAAGAGUGACCAUUCGUUGACUGCGUCCUACACGAUUUGUGGUUAGAGAUGUGCGGACUGUGAGGCUCUAGUCUGGGGAAAGAAUUACCUUCGCACACGGAAUCAGGUAGGUUUGGGAUUGAUGGGAUGGGAUAGACUGCCCAGGGCAUGACGUCUUGACAGAUGCCAUUGGUCAGGGCGCAUAUGAUCGGGGCAUCCUCCUUUUAUUAAUGCAGUCCUCUCCACAAUACGGAUAUUAGCCAUUAUUAUCUGA
Messenger RNA from Exophiala xenobiotica, 1329 nucleotides. RefSeq lists its product as uncharacterized. The record is from RefSeq and is a predicted model, not a curated record. Lineage: Eukaryota; Fungi; Ascomycota; Eurotiomycetes; Chaetothyriales; Herpotrichiellaceae. The transcript has 3 exons. Bases 108 to 1085 code for a protein of 325 amino acids.